Molecule: messenger RNA, 876 nt
Organism: Fusarium oxysporum Fo47
Lineage: Eukaryota; Fungi; Ascomycota; Sordariomycetes; Hypocreales; Nectriaceae
Product: Alpha/Beta hydrolase protein
Exons: 3
Coding region: 1-876 (291 amino acids)
Source: RefSeq, a predicted model, not a curated record
AUGCCUCGAUACUCUAGCUCGGUUGACGGUGCCGAACUGUUUUAUCGCUAUUAUGCUCCAGAAGGCAGAACCCCGGCGCUCACGACACAACUGCCCCAACCAGCCAAGAGCCUGGCUCUGGUUUUCCUUCACCAGUGGCCUCUCUCAUCCCGUAUGUACGACUCGAUACUACUGUCACUUUGCGAGACUCACGGAUACCGUGUGAUUGCCCCCGACAGGCGAGGUUUUGGCAAGAGCGACUGGACUGGGCAACAGCCCACAGUUCCCAUUAGCUACAAGGAGCUUGGGCAAGACUUGUCGGACCUGUUGGAGAGAAUCCAGCCCGGGCCUUUUGUCUUUGUUGCCACCAGCAUGAGCACGGGUGAAGCGCUUAUGGCGUAUCUUGAUAGCUCAUAUAUACAGGAAAACUGCCAGGUCACCUCACCCCAGAACCCGAAGGCUAUGCCACAGAGCGCAUGGGAUGCAACCAUCAUGGCUCUGAGACAGGAUAGGCCUAACUUCAUUGCCAACGGCUUCAAGGGGCCCUUUGGAGACUCAAAAUCCGGUUCAGUCACCGAGAAACAGGUUGCGUUUUUCGAAAACAUUUUUUUUGAAGCUGACCCCUUCGCUGUUGAACGUUGCCUACAAAUUUAUUCUCGUGAGGACCUGUCUGAGGGGAUCAAAAGGUUUGGGCAAAUGUUCCACAAGCCUUUCCUUCUUAUUCAUGGCGGGGGCGACAAGGCAGUGCCCGCUGAAGUGAGCGCAGAACUUGUUCAGAAGUCGGUUCCUGGAGCGAAACUGACUAUAUAUGAUGAAGGAGGACACGUGCUCGUGCUCGCUUAUUCGGACCGCCUCUUAGACGACAUUGUAAAAUUUGCAGAAGAUAUUGCGGGAUGA